Molecule: messenger RNA, 1212 nt
Organism: Neltuma alba
Lineage: Eukaryota; Viridiplantae; Streptophyta; Magnoliopsida; Fabales; Fabaceae
Product: bidirectional sugar transporter SWEET14-like
Exons: 6
Coding region: 135-890 (251 amino acids)
Biological process (GO): carbohydrate transport
Cellular component (GO): membrane
Molecular function (GO): sugar transmembrane transporter activity
Source: RefSeq, a predicted model, not a curated record
AGAGAAAGAGAGAGGAGAGAUAUGAGAUCAUAGCUCGAAGGGGAUCAGAGAAUAUGUAAUUUUGUACCCUUUAAUUUGCAGGGAAAAGAGUGAGAGAGGUGUGGGGUUGAAUAUUAUUGAUUUUUGAAGCAGAGAUGGCCAUUCAUCAUCAGUCAUUUGCUUUCGUUUUCGGCCUUAUUGUUAUAGGCAACUUCAUCUCCUUCCUGGUGUUUCUUGCUCCUAUGCCAACAUUUUACCAAAUCUACAAGAAGAAGUCUACAGAAGGGUUUCAGUCACUGCCUUAUGUGGUUGCUCUAUUCAGCUGCAUGCUCUGGAUUUACUACGCACUCAUCAAGAAGGACUCUGGCCUCCUCCUCAUCACCAUUAACUCCUUCGGAUGUUUCAUUGAAUCCAUUUACAUUGCCAUGUUCCUCUUCUAUGCCUCCAAGAAGCUUAGGCUUUCGACGAUCAAGCUUGUUCUGUUGCUGAAUGUGUUUGGGUAUGGAUCGAUGCUGCUAUCAACUCUGUACUUGGCGGAGGGAUCAAAACGCGUCAAUAUCAUAGGCUGGAUUUCUCUUGUUUUUAAUAUAAGCGUCUUCGCUGCCCCUCUCUUCAUCAUGAGACGUGUUAUAAAGACCAAGAGUGUGGAGUACAUGCCGUUCAAUUUAUCAAUGUGCUUAACCCUUAAUGCCGUCAUGUGGUUCUUUUAUGGCCUUUUCCUCAAGGACUACUAUAUCGCACUGCCGAACACACUCGGGUUCCUGUUUGGAAUAGUGCAAAUGGUGCUUUAUGCCAUGUACAGAAACUCCAAGCCACUAGUACUUGAAGAUCCAGUGAAAGUUCCAACUCAAAACGGCGACCAUAUCAUUGACGUGGGAAGCCAACCUCAAAUAAUAAAACUGAUGCUGUAACACCAGAGGAUGUUGAAGCUAGCAAAACGACAGGGGUGGAAGUGGCAACGUCUGAUUGAUUAACAAUUAAUUAAUUAAACAGGGUCACCACACUGCUAGGGUUUGGUAACUUUUAUAUGUGCAAAGGUGUACGGGGGAUUUUCUAAUUUGCCUGUAUAUUAGAUGGUCCUUGAUUGAUCCUUGCUGUAAUUUCCAGGCAAUAAUGUUGUUAGAAUGAUCUCUAGCUCUCUCUCACUCGAGUAAUAUGCAGUAAUAUAUUCUCUACCCACGGAUCUAUAUGUAUCCUCUUUUUUCUCAACAAAAUCCCAUGCAUUUUUCUUUC